This is a messenger RNA of Eurytemora carolleeae, 1605 nucleotides long. RefSeq names its product probable cytochrome P450 6a14. The record is from RefSeq and is a predicted model, not a curated record. NCBI's taxonomy places the organism in Eukaryota, Metazoa, Arthropoda, Copepoda, Calanoida, Temoridae. Gene Ontology annotation, molecular function: heme binding; oxidoreductase activity, acting on paired donors, with incorporation or reduction of molecular oxygen; monooxygenase activity. The transcript has 4 exons.
UUGAGCGCCAAGUCGAUGUUCAAAAUCAUCUAUUUGGGAAGGAUGUUGUUUGAGAUAGGGCUACUGGUGCUAACUAGUGUUCUGUACAUUUACUAUGAAGUCACAAAGCAGUAUGGAUUUUUCAAGGAUCUGGGAGUUCCAUUUUUAAAGCCCUCCUUUCCUUUUGGGAGUGAAAAUGGAAAGAAAAUGUUUUUGGGCAAAAUUGCUUUUCAAAACACUGAUGUUGAGGCGGUUAAAGAGUUUCCAAAGGAGAAAGUAUUUGGCUAUUUCCUUAUAGGUCAGCCAGUUUUUGUCAUCAAUAAUGAAGAACUAGCAAAGAAGGUACUUAUCAAAGAUUUUGAAUACUUCACCGAUCGUAGAACUUUUGACACAGCUGAUCCUAUUGCCAAUGCCUUUCUCACAAAUCUCACUUGAAUGGAGUGGAAGCAAAUGAGAUCUAUGCUCAGUGGAGUAUUUACCAGUGGGAAACUCAAACUAAUGGCCAAGCAUGUGGAUAAAGUUGGAAAAAACUUUGAAAAAUAUGUGGCAAGAAUUAUGGCCUUGACACUUGUUGGAGCUCCGGGCUAUCGUUCUCCUCUUGACAACAUAAAAAUGUUUUUUCUUGCAAUUUUACCAAAGGUUGGAAAGUUUUUAAAAAUCUCUUUUAUGAAACCUCAGGCAGUCAACUUCUUUUCUAGUAUCCUAAGAAAGACCUACAAGAGAAGAAUGGCCAAUGGGGAGAAGCGCAAUGACAUAAUAGAUGUUAUCGUUGAAGAACUCCGAUCUACAAAGACAAAGAAGCCACAAACUUUUGAAAGUGAUUUUGAGAAAGAUGCUGCUCUAGACACAUCAGGUCUGAAAGAUAUAAGAGAAACUGGGUUAGAUGAAGAAAUACUACUGAUUUCCAAUGCUCUGUUGUUCUUUUUUGCUGGAUUUGAGACUACAUCUUCUGGAAUUUCAAUUAUUUGUCACAAGCUUGCUCUUUACCCGGAGCUGCAAGACAAGGUAUUUCAGGAGAUUUCUGAAAUUCUUGGGGAAAGUGAAGAUGUCAGCUUUGAACAACUUCAGGAAAUGAAAUAUUUAGAUAUGUUUAUAUCCGAAUGCUUUCGUGUUAAUACCAUUUUGCCGGCACUGGAACGUAAAUGUGUCAAAGACUACUUAAUCCCAAAUACCGAUAUCAUCAUACCAAAGGGGCGCUUUGUCAAAAUAUACACUAAUGACAUAAGUGUACGAGAGGACAACUUCAAAAAUCCAAAUGACUUUGAUCCAGAAAACUUUGCUCCUGAAAACAAUCCCAAUAAGUUUGGAAUGAUGAUUUUUGGCCAAGGUCCACGGAAUUGUAUUGGAAUGCGUUAUGCUCUCCUGACGAUCAAGAUAACAAUGGUCUAUCUGCUCAGGAAUCACAGAGUAGUAAGAUCUGGAAAAACUACAGAUGUUCUUGAAAUUGACCCAGCUAACUUUAAUGUUUUCAAGAACGGAGUCUUCAUGAGAAUAGAGAAACGACAAUAAAAUGAUAAUGUUUUGUGUUUUAAACCAUGUCAGACUGUUUAUAUUCUUAACAUGAUUUUCUUAAUCAUUUAUCAAGUUUAAUUUCACCACAUAAAGAUAAUAAACCUUAUCUUCUAA